GCCGCGGCACUCAGCGAUGCCGUUUUAAACGCCCCUUCCACCGCCAUGGCCCUGCGGCGGCUCAUCCAGCAGAACCACAGCGCCGGCGCGGGAGGGUUGGGUGCCGGCGGCGGGGAGCCGGCCGUGCCGAGGGACAGCAGGAGGAUCCAGCUCCUGGCCAGCACGGUGGGGACGCUGCCCCGCGGGCGCAAGCAGCUUGCCUUAGCCAGAUCCAGCUCCUUGGAUGACUCCUCCAGGCCACAAAGGCACCUCGUUGCUAUCUUAAAAGAAGAUAAAGAGACGUUUGGGUUUGAAAUCCAGACCAUUCGGUUUCCACACCAAAAUGAUUACUCCCUGGAGGUAUGUACCUGCGUCUGCAAAAUUCAAGAAGAAAGUCCCGCUCAUCUUUCUGGCCUUCAAAUUGGCGAUAUCCUCGCCAGCAUCAACGACGUCAACACCGGCGGGUUUAGUCACAAGCAGAUAGUAGACUUGAUCAAGUCUUCAGGGAACUAUUUAAGGUUGGAGACCGUCAACGGGGCCAUGUUUCUGCGGAAAAUGGAGCUGGAGGCCAGGCUGCAGUUCCUGAAGCAAACUCUGCAGCAGAAAUGGGUGGAGUUGCGCUCGCUGCUCUUACAGGAACAGCGCUUGCUGCACGGGGAGGUGACGGGCGAGGCGCUGCCGGGCGCCCCGGAGCCCGAGGAGCCGGGGGGGUGCGGCACGCCGGGCCCCCUGCGCCCGCUGCAGCCGCGCUGCUCCAGCGAGAGCAGCUCCCGCAGCCGGCUGAGCUCCGUGACCGUGGACAGCGAGGACAGCUUCUACCAGAGCGGGGCCUUCGAGGAGUCGGCCGCAGAGAGCCUGAGCCGCCAGUCGAGCGGGGAGGACGACUGCUUCUUCCCCCGGGACGGGGACGGCGCUGCCGGGAGGUCGUGCUCUCUGCGGAGGAACCGCAGCAUCAGCCUGGCCAGCAGCGGGUCCAUGUCCCCGCUCUGGGAGGGCACCGGCUGCACCAGCAGUUUUGGGACGCUCCCACGGAAAAGCAGGAGAUCCAGCGUCCGAAAGCAUCUUUUGAAAUUCAUUCCAGGCCUUCACCGGGCGGUGGAGGAGGAAGAAAGUCGGGUCUGACGUCGCACGUGUCACCCCUGAUGUCCGGGACUGCUGCGUGGGCUGGGGCGGAGGGCGGCAGCGGGUGAGGCACGGUGGCACGGCACGGCAGUCCUCCAGGCAACAGUACUGAUGGUACUGAAAAAGCUCUGGGGUUUUAAAUUAUUUUAGUUUUUAAUCAGAGCACACUGUGGACCUCUUCAUUGAUGUGAAAAAUGACUAACUCUGAAAUGUGAAGAGCCUUUCCAGAACUUCCUCAGCGUACUUCAGUGUUAAUAACAGUUUUUAAUUGAAUGCAAAAUUGAUAGCUAUUUAUUUCCUGUUACCGAAGUCAUAGUCUUCCAAAGGUCUUUUUAAUAAAACAAGCGCUUCUGCUAAAACCACUGACAGCCCUGUCUGAAGGAGCCCGGAGCGUACAGCACAGAGGCCCCGGGCAGUAAUGUUUUGAAACAAGGGACAGAGAUUCACCCGCGGUUUGCUGUGGGGAAUUGAUGAGGGUGUGCUGGAGCAGGCCAGGAGCACGCUCGCCACCUCCCCCGGCACGUGUGUGCCCGUGGGGACCCGUGCUGGCCCUUUCUCCAUGGUGCUGGCCCGUUCUGGCUGGCCAUCGCCCGGAGAGGUGGCGGCUGCUGCUGCUGCUGCUGCUGCUGCUGCUGGGGGACCUGCACGCUCGAUACGUGUGCCAAAAAAAAAAAAAAGAAAGGGUGACCGCCACGAUCCGCUUCCCAGUCUCCGGAGCCGGGAUGGGCUCCCCUGCUCAGCCCUGCUCACACAGCGAUAGAUUUCCGAAGGGACAGCCGGCUGCCGCCGCUUUUGCAUCUCUUGGCAGCGCUCGCACACGCCCUGCGAUAACCUGGUUUAUCGGUUGCGAUCUGAGCAGCUGCCGUCUCUGCCGGUAGCCGAUAUCCUGCCCGACCUGCCUCGUUCCAGGGGAUCUGGAGCAGAAAGGACCCUCGUGCUGACGCCCGUGGGCGCAGGGGAGGCCGGCGGCGGCCGUGCCGGGGGGGGAGCGCGCUGGGGAGCGCCGCCGCGUCGGUUUGAGCUCCUCAAGGCGAGAGGAUUGGCGGCAGAGGGGUGUGCUGCAGGGCUGGGCUGUGCCUGGCCGCGGCGCCAGCUCGCGGGUCGCACUCCGGGGCCCCCUCGAGGGCUGUGCUGGGGUCCCGGCCCCCGGGGGGCAGGAGAAGCCCCUCGGGCCGGCGUUCCCACCGCUCGUCCCCAGGAAGAUCAGUAGCUGUUCACAUUUCUUCAGGAGCGGAGGCUUCAGGCAGUAAGAUUAACUCGAUAGUUUAUAUGAAGUGAUGUAAUAAAUAUGGGCACAGAUGUGAAGAAAAAGAGAAAUUUUAUUUCCCUCUCAGGCAGUGCAGAAAUAGGCUGUUUGUUCACCCUAGGCAACCUAAUUAUGUUUUCCAAAUACAAUUGGAUGGAUUUUAAAUAUAAUUUAAAUAGCUUGUAUGAGUCAUUCAUCUUUUGACCGAGCAGACCGUGCGGUUGUUUACCACUCAGGUACUACUGUGGCAGGAUUUCCUGGUCUUUUCAGAAAGCCCAGGCUAAACACAAUAGCCUCCAUCUGAGACAAACCCCAACUAAAACCAACCCGUACCCAACUCUAACUUCUCUAAUUAAUAAACUUUGCUAAGCCAGCAGAA
Tyto alba (common barn owl) is the source of this 2726-nucleotide messenger RNA. It is a transcript of the gene CYTIP, whose product is annotated as cytohesin 1 interacting protein. Gene Ontology annotation, cellular component: cell cortex. The record is from RefSeq and is a predicted model, not a curated record. Gene Ontology annotation, biological process: regulation of cell adhesion. The transcript has 8 exons. Gene Ontology annotation, molecular function: protein binding. Lineage: Eukaryota; Metazoa; Chordata; Aves; Strigiformes; Tytonidae. The coding region runs from base 46 to 1101 and encodes 351 amino acids.